Messenger RNA from Ectocarpus sp. CCAP 1310/34, 2748 nucleotides. The record is from the annotation of a GenBank genome assembly. Lineage: Eukaryota; Phaeophyceae; Ectocarpales; Ectocarpaceae.
UCAGCAGGCAGCAGCAGCGAGACGGAGAUCGGAAGCGGGUCCGGACCGAGCGGGCUCAAAGGGGUCUCGAGCUAGCGAGGAGAGUGGCAAGAGAAGCUCGGAGACGCUCGGCCGCUGCUCGGUUACCCCCCUCGCGUGCGUGAGAGAAAGGAGAGGGCGAGGGCGACGGCGGGGAUAGCCAAAGGGAGGAACCACAUGGAUCGCUAUCAGAAGAUCGAAAAAGGCGGGGGGGGUAAUCUCGGAGAGGGCACCUACGGCGUGGUCUACAAGGCAAAGGACCGGCAGACGGAAGAAAUCGUCGCUCUCAAGAGAAUCAGGCUGGAGGUGGAGGAUGAGGGCAUCCCCAGCACGGCCCUGCGGGAGAUCUCUCUGCUGCGAGAGCUGCAGCACCCGAACAUCGUCGAGCUCAAGGACUGCGUCCAGAGCGAGGGGAAGCUGUACCUGAUCUUCGAGUUCGUCGACCGGGACCUUAAGAAGUACAUGGAGGCCACCCAGGGCAUGCUAGACCCCAUGUUGGUCAAGUCCUACCUGUUCCAGAUGGUUCGCGGUUUGGAGUUCUGCCACGCACGAGGCGUCAUGCACCGCGACCUAAAGCCGCAAAACCUGCUCGUCAGCCGAGACGGAAAGCUCAAGCUCGCGGACUUCGGGCUCGCGCGCGCGUUUUGCCCCCCGAUCCGCCCCCUCACGCACGAGGUGGUUACCCUCUGGUACCGCGCGCCGGAGAUCCUCCUCGGAACGCAGACGUACGCCCCUCCCGUCGACCUCUGGGCGGUCGGCACGAUCCUGGUGGAGAUGGUGACCAAGCGCCCCCUCUUUCCGGGGGACUCGGAGAUCGACGAGAUCUACAAGAUAUUUCAGCUGCUUGGGACUCCGAACGAGGAGGUGUGGCCGAACGUUACCGACCUGCAGGAUUGGAAUCCUGGGUUCCCCACGUGGAAACGACUGAACCUCGCCCACCGAUCACAGGGGAUGGACAAGUGCGGGCUGGACCUGCUCGAGAAAUUGCUGUACUACGACCCGAAGAAGCGAAUCUCAGCCAAGCGCGCAUUAGAACACGCGUUUUUCGACGACCUCGAUAAGACCGACUUGCUGGGCAACUAGCUCAAGGGCCAGCGGUGGCGGCGGCGGCGGCGGGGUAGAGACGGGGGGGGCACCGGCGGCGCCCUGUAUUUUCUUUCAUCUUCGAGGGUUCGUGUACGGCAAGGGGGGCGGGGGUUCCGAGCGGAGGGUGUGUUUGAGACGCAAAGCCUUGUUCCCGACUCGGUGCUGUGGGAUUUUCGGCAUUUCGACUGUAGUCGGUGCUGGGAGGGAUGGGGAAGCAUGCGAACGUAGAGGGGGGCAUGCAUAUGGAGAGAAGGGGGUAGCGAGAGGGAGGUGUCGCGGAGGGAACGAAAAACGUUGGUGCCACAGCGACCUGAUCUGCAGACGAAAUGUGUCCUGAGUUGAGCCCACCCUCCUUUGCCGCGGGCUCAAGGAGGCUUAGCCCAGAGUUCGUGCAUGGACCAGGGAAGAUUUGCUACGCGGCGGAGGGGGCGAGGAGAGGUACUGGAGAUAGGUCGUAUGAGGGCCAUGGGCCUCGCAGCUACGCUCAGCCACCGCUGCAAUGGGGGGGGGGGGGUCAUGUUACGUUCGGGCCACUGUAUGAUCUCCAAAAGGGCUGGGGCGGCUGUCGUGGGUACGGCGGAGGCCUUAUUUGCUCCUGCUGUCGUGCGCGCCAACUGGCUGGCGUGAUUUGCUGUCGCACACCAAUGAUCGGUAGUGUUACGGGGUGGGGGUCGUUGCUAUCGAGUUCACAGUCGGCGCUAGAGCAGCGGAAUCAAGCGGGUGCCCAUUGUGUUUCUGGCUGCAAGCCUAGGUCAAAGCUUAGGCGAGGGUCUUUAAGAGGAAGCCUUGCUUCCUACUAUCAGAGCUGCGCUCCAGGCCUGCUGCCUGCUGCUAUCUACCAUGCCACUAUUAGCCUUGUGUCCUCUGUACUGUAUGUACCAUGUUUUUUGUUAGGAGGUUAUUCCUUGAAGUUUGUGUGCACGAGUCGGCUCUCAUCGUAUGAAAAUGGUCCUAUAUUUCGUAUUCUAGGGUGUGUGGCCUGCCCGCCUCGCGAACAUCCUUCGGUUUCGCUGGAGGUGUGUCGUGAGACUAGUCUGAGGUGGCGUUCGGGGGGGUGCUGCUAUCGAGGCGACGAAGCGCCAGACAUGCAAUUUGUGGGUUUAGGCAGCUUUUUUUAUCAGCGUAGGGUUUAUGCAGCAGCGGCCGUGGCGAAACAGACACAUGCUUUUGCACGUUUGGGCCGUCGCGGUUGUCAGACAAGGAAGCAGAAACACGUUCAUAAUAGGGGGAUGGUGACACACAUGCUGUACUUGUCGCGAAAGGAUUUUUUUCGUGAUGGGUGCCUCCUGCCUCUUCUCUCUCUUGCGCAAGAUGUUCGUUCUUCGGUCCGUUGUAUUUGUCUUCAAUGUAUUGUUUUUUAGGUUAUGGAUAUGAUGUGGACAGUGGACAGCGGCGGAAGAGAGACAACAGGAAGCUCCUAGAGAGAACACGAAGCUCCUGUGUUGUGUUGUGUUCUGUGUGCGAGUAUCAAGACGUUGUGGAGCCGUUCAAGCGCCCAGUUUGCCAUUUCUUACGCUUUCUUUUAUGUUUUGUCUUCACUUGAAAAUGGCGCUCACAGCACUAUGUAGUGCCAUUCACUUCAACCCGUGGCACACAGAAGAGCGCCUCUCUACCCUCCCCUCCUGCGGUACUUUGCCUUCGAUU